Molecule: messenger RNA, 3847 nt
Organism: Mycena citricolor
Lineage: Eukaryota; Fungi; Basidiomycota; Agaricomycetes; Agaricales; Mycenaceae
Source: the annotation of a GenBank genome assembly
AACUUAUGACAUACUGUACCGAACUUGCCACCAAUCUAUCACCUGUGUCUGUGAACCUAGUGAGAUUGUUCAGCGCUGAGAAGCAACUCGGGACGAAGACUUGUUCUACAACCUUUUCAAGUUGUGAAUACUGGUUUUCUUCGGAGACUGCGGUGCCCUGCUUGACUCGUAGACCCUUCCUCUCUCGUCAUGUCCUCUGGGCCGCUUGUCGGGCCGUCGUCUCUGAGGGACGUGGUUGCCCCGCAGUUCCAUCAAAAUAAUUUCUCUUCAGAACCAUACAUUAAGACGGAGUUGGGCGUCAAAUUGGAUAAAGAUGAUCAAAUCUGCAGACUCUCGCUCACACCAGCCGGAUGCCCUCUGGGUCCCUUACACUGUCCCCUCCGACACACACUACCGUCCGUUUUGAACUUCCAGCCGGCCAAGCAGGCAACGACCCACUCGCGCGAGCCCCGUCUUACUACAGUUUGCAAGCAUUGGCUUCGGGGACUGUGCAAGAAGGGCGAUGCGUGCGAGUUCCUGCACGAAUACAACCUCAGACGCAUGCCGGAAUGUUGGUGGUUCGCAAAGUACGGAUACUGUUCUGCAGGUGACGAAUGCUUGUAUGCCCACCCGAAGGAGCGGCGGGUAGAGUGCCCAGAUUAUAACCGCGGCUUCUGUAAGCUGGGCCCCAACUGCCCUCGCAAACAUGUGCGUCGCGUGGCUUGUCAGAUGUACCUCACUGGGUUCUGUCCGUUGGGCCCAGAAUGUCCUCGUGGCCAUCCGAAACCAGGGCUUCCACCACCGGAAGCAUAUCAAGCACCGAGUGCACCAACCCUCGAAGGGCCGCCUCCUCCCGGCUUCGGCGGCAAGUUCGGUGAACACGACCGUCAAGCAGGCGGCUCGUUCAUGGGUGCAAAUGGGCCCUUGAGGAGGAAUCUAGAUGAAGUGUUGUGCUUCAAGUGCGGCGAGAAGGGCCACUAUGCCAACCAUUGUAGAAACAGAAAUGUCCCGGGUAAUCGGGGAGGAGUCGAAAGGUUCAAAAAGUUUGAUGAAUGAAGUUGAUAAGCCAUGUAAUGUCGUGUCAGUAGACAAUGUUAUGUGGCUGUGCUUCUUCUACUUUGUCUAAUACUUCAGCUACCACUGUGCCCUGUAUAUCAAAUCGGCAAGCCAUAAAGGCAUUAUACCCACUAUGGACUCCUCAGUCGCAUCGGGCUCCGACGAUAGUCGGUCCGAAUUAUCGCGGCUGCGGCGCAAACUGACCAUCGCCCAAGACGCCAUCGAGACAUCGCACAGCAAGCUCUUCGAAGUCGAGACGCAGGCGACGCGUCUGGCGCGGUCAUUUGGCUUCGAUACGACGUAUGCCGCGCAGGCGUAUAUCGACCUGGCGGACGAGCCGACGCCGUACAGGGAGCUGGUUUCCACGGUCGACGCGUUGCAGACGCAGCUGGGUCAACUGCGGCGGGAGAACGAGGAGCUGCGGAGCCAGAUUAGAGGCUUAUCGGAGAAAGAGGGAUUUGGUGCUGGGAUGAGGGCCAGUGCUGAUCCUGAAGGCGGUCCGUCGACUUCAAGCCAGUUGCGCGCGCUCCAGACGCGUUUCUCAGAACUGCUUGCGGUGAAGCUCAAGAGCGAGGAGAAAUACAAAACGGACUACCGCAAAUUCGAGCGUCUUAAAGCAUUUUCGUGCAGCGAGGAGAUCCAGGAGCUCGAGGCGCAGCUGAAAGCCCAGCGGGGCGACUUAUCUGAUCUCGAGAUUCGCGAGCGGAGGGCGUAUAUUGUGCGGCUGACGACGCAGAAGAUGAAGGAGCUGGAUACUCAAGCAAGGGCGCAAGACAAAGAGAACGUAGCUGCCAAAGCCUCGGAAAGACGGAGUACUAGACGUUCUGGUACUCCAUCGUCGCAGACGAAUAGCACCAAGAGCGGGAAUCGCAACGUCGCGGCAGCAGCCUUCGCGCUUCAGCCUAUAAAACCAAAUAUGGGCAAAGUUCUGAUUCCGAGUUCUUCAGAGUUGGAAGUGGGGAUUCUGGAGCGGACCGACACGCGGAUGCCUGCCCUCCAGAUCACUGCGAAGGAUGCCGUGAACGAUUCUUCCGAGACCGAGCCCGACACACCUGUUGGAUCUCAGCAGUUACCAGUGGCAGAAAUAAACUGCGUGGAUUCCAAGAUUAUCGCGAAUCCAGUUCCGGCCUCUAAACCCAAAUCGCGAACAGUCAGUGCCGCCGAUGCUCCACAAACUCAUCCCCAACGCAAUAAUGCAGUUGAUGAUGAGGACCCGGAGGAGGCACCGCCGAGGAAAGUGAGGCGCGUGUCAGCACGUGAAGCUGGUGCCUCCCCCUCAACAGCGUUGUACGUUGAAAGCGGCAAUACACCGCCACGAUCCAAACCGAUUUCCACUCCCAUUCCUGACAAGGGGAAGGGCAAAGGCGCUGAUCUGCCCGCGUCGAGCUCGAAGACUGCAACAAUCAACAGCAAAUAUGCUAUUGACCCAGCCAAGAACGACGGCAAGGAUUAUCAGUACGAUGAAGUAGUCCGUGGCCGAGCCGAGCGGCGCAAACUGCACGGGGGUGAUUGUGAAUGUUGCCGCGACUAUUACGAAGCCGUUGGACCGCUGCCGAAUCGUCUGCAGCCUCCAUUAUGGCGCUCACCUCCCAAGACACCGAGUCUCCCCUUGUCUCGCGCCGAAGCCGUUGCGUCACACAAGCAGUCUGUGUCACGGCAUCGACAGAAGUGGACGCCGGCCAAAACGCCGCCUGACUAUUGGAUUAUCGGCUUUCCCGAUACACAAGAGGUGCAGCAGAUUAACGAGAAGGCGAAAGAGAUGCAUGCAGAGAAGCUCCAGCGUAUUGGACAUGAGGCCGCUCGAGGAGUGGGGCGAUACAAGAAGCGAUGAGUAGUCAGUCACCCGGCCAAUACACUCGCUACUUGUGUCUCCAUCUCUGACCCGCCCGACAUCUCGCACGGGCAUUCCUUGAGCGUGAUUUGGAGUUGAAACGAAUGUAGUUUCAUCUAUUCCAUUCAAUAACACGCCAAUCAUCGAAUCGACGGCGAGAAGAAGCACGGGGGCAGUCAUUCGGCUCCGAGCAUCAAGCAGUUUCGAGGGGAGAAGCGCACACUUGAUGCUCUCCCUCUGAUUUAGUCCCGCUUGUGUGUGAGUUGGCAUAUACGCAGAUGCGUAUGCACGGCCGCGGUAUAGUAUAAAUGCAGAGCAGUCCUUGUGAAGCACUCCAGAUUUCUUCCCAGCUACCUAGAUCUACUUCCCUCAAAUGCGUUUCGCUGUCCUCACCGCUGUUGUUGCACUUUUUGCCACCGCCGUCGCGGGCACGAGCAUCCAGAACAGAGGCGAGCGCUGCUACCCGUCCUACUGUAACUGCAACGAGAGCAGCUGCGGAAACAGCCCCGCCUGCUGCGCCAACGGAAGCUGCCCCUGCUAGAGCCUUUUCGUAGGAUCGAGUCACUUGUAGCGAUCGAAUAAGCUCAUAUUACACAACCUGGUUUCAGAAAGAGUAGAAAAAGAACGCUUCACCGCGAUGUUUGAAGUCACGUGGCCGUGUUCAGGAUAAGAUCAGAUUGUUGGAAAACCUGAUGAGAUACAAAUACACUCGGUGGUGCAGCUCUGUCCAAAGCCACGGACAUUCUAUGACAAGGUCACAAUAGUCGAUGCGUCCGAGGCCAAAGCACGUAGGUAGAUAUACAAAAAGCGAUCAAAGCAGCUGCUUGUCUAUCGUGGCCUUGAACUCGAGCGCAUCCUGCUCUUUAGGGAACCGGAACAUGUAGGACUUGGCUUCCGACUUUUCGUCGCGCCCGAUCACGGUCAACGAGCUUUUGGCGAGAGACAUGUUGAUGCCCGCGUAAACAUGGAAGUUCUGCGGAC